This is a messenger RNA of Penicillium samsonianum, 1215 nucleotides long. RefSeq lists its product as uncharacterized. Gene Ontology annotation, cellular component: fungal-type cell wall. Lineage: Eukaryota; Fungi; Ascomycota; Eurotiomycetes; Eurotiales; Aspergillaceae. The record is from RefSeq and is a predicted model, not a curated record. The coding region runs from base 1 to 1215 and encodes 404 amino acids. The transcript has 4 exons. Gene Ontology annotation, molecular function: acid phosphatase activity.
AUGAUCUCUUUGGUUCAGAUCCAAGCUGCAGCGCAACAAGACGGGUUUGAGGCUCGAGGAUCGCUCAGGUUUAUUCCUAAAUGGAAGCCAGUAUUGACGAAUCCUGCCUUGCAAUUAGCACAGGAGUCAAUGACAGGAUGGAAAGAGGCAAGUGAUCUUGGUUACCAACUUCGAUCCAGAUAUCCCGGGUUUUACCAGGAUGGCAACCCAUUCUACGUGUGGGCUAAUCAAUAUAAAUCCCCUAUCAAUGAAUCACGAGUGGUUCAAACCGCGAGAGCAUUUCUCAAUGGCUUCCUCUAUGAGUAUGCCGACAGCUACGGUACUGUCGUGAGCGUGAACUCUACGGGAUCUCCUGCGGCCAUUGGCAACUCCCUUGGGCCUUCUGAUUCCUGUCCUGCAUUUAGUACUAUCUCCAGUGGAGGGAACAACGUGACGAAUUGGGAUGCCACGUGGCUACCCAAGGCUUUACAUCGCAUCAACUCCGAAAUCAGAGGAAAUCUUACGUUUGACAAAACAGAUAUACUCUUUUUCCCCUACAUGUGUGCAUAUGAGAGUCAGAUUGAAGGCCACCUCAGCCCCUGGUGUGGUGUGUUUACAGAAAGCGAGCUGCGUAGCUACGCAUACUCGCAGGAUCUGAGCUAUUUUUUCGGUGUCGGGCCCGGUUCAAUUGGUCCAGCCAAGGUACUUUUCCUUCCAUUCCUGAAAAGCCUGCUUUCUCUUCUAGAGACCGGUCCUGGGCAGGUCGGUGUUGGAGCCAACGGCACUAAGUUCGAAAUUCCGAACCUUCUCAUGGCUUUCACGAAUGACAACCAACUUGCCCAGAUGACCGCUGCCAUGGGAAUUUUCGAUUUCGAGGUACCUCUUCCCGAAGAUCAUAUACCAACCCACCACUUGUAUAACGUGGCGCACUUCAUCACCAUGCGAGGCACUGUUGCUUUUGAAGUCAUGGAUUGCAAUGUCAACAAUGCCACGAAUGGGCCCUACAUCCGUAUACUAUUGAAUGACGCUGUUUAUCCUAUAGCCAGUUGUCAAAAUGGCCCUGGAAGGAGUUGCUCUUUAUCUGAUUACCUUUCUUUGAUUGACAAGAAGAUUGACGAGGCGGGUGACUUUUUGGAUUACUGUAAUGUCACGGACGGGGGCCGUCCCGAAACCGCUACUGGAGCUGGUUUCUUUCGGGAUCUUUCUUUGGACUUUUUAACCUUUGUCAAUCCCUGA